AUGAAAGCAAUAUUAAUUUUAGUUUUACUGAUCAAACUGGUUUGUACAGAUAAAGUUAAUCGUUCAUGUGAAUGUGGUAUCGCUGGCAAAAACCGUAGAAUAGUUGGUGGUACUACCGUCCAGCCUCAUCAGUACCCUUGGCUGGUUGCACUCAUGCUGGGAUCGAAACUACAUUGUGGAGGUGCAAUUAUUACCGACCAACACAUUUUAAGUGCUGGACACUGUAUCACUUUUGGGGUUAACUUCAAAGAUCUGACCGUCUACAUAGGAAUGCAUGAUCGUUUGGGGAGCACUCAUACCGUCUCUAGACUCAAGAAUGGUGUUAAGCAUCCCAGCUUUACUUCAAAUGCUGUUCGAGACAUCAAUGACAUUGCAAUCUUAACACUCGACAAAAAAGUUCAAUUUUCAGAUAAAGUUCGUCCAAUAUGCUUACCAAGUGAAGGAAUGGAUUUUAAAAAUGUACCACUAACUGUAGCCGGAUGGGGAAAAACUAGACAAGGAGCUCUGACGUCUUCGAGAUAUUUAUUAGAAACUAAAGUUAAAAUUGUACCUAGUAAUACGUGUUCCAAGUCCUCUAUAUACAAAGAUAAUCUUGUCACUGAUUCCAUGAUGUGUGCUUAUAGUCUUGGAAAAGACGCUUGUCAGGGUGAUAGCGGGGGACCAAUUUUCGCCACACAUGCACGAACACAUAACAAGAAAUGGUACCAAGUUGGUAUCGUCUCUUGGGGUAUAGAUUGCGCCAUGCCGGACUAUCCUGGAGUAUACACUAUCGUCUCAAAAUACGUGAACUGGAUUAAGCAACAAACAAAAGAUGGAAUGUCAUGCGCUUAA
This is a messenger RNA of Danaus chrysippus (African queen), 831 nucleotides long. The record is from the annotation of a GenBank genome assembly. Lineage: Eukaryota; Metazoa; Arthropoda; Insecta; Lepidoptera; Nymphalidae.